Molecule: messenger RNA, 693 nt
Organism: Oppiella nova
Lineage: Eukaryota; Metazoa; Arthropoda; Arachnida; Sarcoptiformes; Oppiidae
Source: the annotation of a GenBank genome assembly
AUGGGCAGAAGUGGUAAACGAAAGCAUCCGUUGGACACAAACACAGAUCACAGACUCGGAAGCAGUGGUGCGGACGUUGACGACGACUCUGGCUUUUGUGGAUCCAAUCUGUCGUCUUCUGUGCACAAAAUGGUCAGAUUUGAUGACGAGAUGCUGCUCUUGAAGGCACUCAUGAAGGAAGUGAACCACGAAGUCAUCGAAUCCAAUGCCUCCCAAUCCCUCACCACUAAGGGUGUCAUGAAAGCCAACAAUCACUUGUAUUCCUCGANUCACUUGUAUUCCUCGAGAUCCAAGAAUGGCAAAUACGAGCUCAAGAUUUUGUCACAACCCGAGGAACAGCACAGAGCUCGAUAUCUGACUGAAGGCAGUCGUGGCGCCAUUAAAGACAAGAGUGGCUUAAGUCAUCCCGUCGUCAAACUGUGCGGUUAUACCAAGAGUUGUGUUAAGAUUCAGUGUUUCAUUGGACACGACAAGCAAUUGGGUUCUUCACACCUCUUCUAUCAGGCGUCGAAGAUAUCGGGGAAGAACUCGACCCGAUGUACGACCAAACGGGUGGACGGAACCACUUUGAUCGUCAUGGAGGCCAACCCUCACAACGACAUGCAGGUGACCGUCGAUUGUGUGGGAAUUCUUAAGGAGCGUAAUGUGGAUGUGGAGCAGAAAUUGACUAAUUUUAAGAACCGAAACGAUGGC